AUGGAACCCAAGCUGACCAGCGCGAUGAUCAGGGGGCAGCAAUUGAGCCGAAAGGAACGAUUCAAGGCGAUUGACCUGGCUAGACAAGGAAGCAGAUUUGAUAAGUGCCCAGUCCUGACUGAAUUUGGAAUCCGUAUCGAACCGAAUCCCAUCGUGAUCGAUAACGCUUCCGUAAUCGCGCCACCCGUUGUGCGCACCUUGGACUCCAAAGGCGCUCAAAUAAACGCCAAAGUCAGCCAAUUUGAGGGGAAGUGGAACUUCAAGGAUAACAAUGAAGUGUCCAAGAAAUUCCUACAAGCUGCCACCCUCCCAAAAUGGAUGAUAUUCGAUUGUGAUGGAAUUUUAAAGGAUGAAGAAAUUGCGGACAAUUUUAUCGCAAAACUGGGCGAAUUAGGGGAAAGCCUUGGUAUGAAACGGAUCAAAAUGCCGCCAAAAAUAAGGCCCGCCAUAAAAUUUGUUACGGACGAACAUUUUCACCCUUGA
Molecule: messenger RNA, 483 nt
Organism: Folsomia candida
Lineage: Eukaryota; Metazoa; Arthropoda; Collembola; Entomobryomorpha; Isotomidae
Exons: 5
Coding region: 1-483 (160 amino acids)
Source: RefSeq, a predicted model, not a curated record